Molecule: messenger RNA, 3366 nt
Organism: Argiope bruennichi
Lineage: Eukaryota; Metazoa; Arthropoda; Arachnida; Araneae; Araneidae
Product: peroxidase-like
Exons: 18
Coding region: 312-2483 (723 amino acids)
Biological process (GO): response to oxidative stress
Molecular function (GO): heme binding; peroxidase activity
Source: RefSeq, a predicted model, not a curated record
AGAAUAGGUUUCUGACUUUUCAAUGCUAGGAGAGGGUGAUUAAUAGACACUAGAAUUCGUCCACUUUUAUUUACUUUCUACUACAGGAGUAAAUGCCUGCACUUAUUUCAAAUCUUUGACGGACGGAUGUAGCGAUAAAUUAAAAUUUGUGUGUCUUCACAUAUUGCCAUUUGUGUGAAUCUUCAUAUAAUAUUAGACGUUGUAAACUGUAAAGUAUUCUUGGGAUGAAUAGAGCCAAUCUCCUGGAAUUUUAUUGAAAUAAUUUGCUGAAGCAACGGAUAAAAGAUAUUAGAAUAAGAUAAGAAAAUAUAAUGAUGGAAGUGGAGAAUUUAGCGGAAUACAGAUCUCUCUUAAGGGAAAGAAAUAACGUACCAUGGUACCAAAGAAUAAAACAUGCUUACCUGAGACAGCCUGCCGAAAGAAGAAUAAUAGCCGCAAUUUUGGUGUGUUUUACAAUCGGCGUCACUUUUAUAGCACUAAAGAAAUCUUUCAUUGAUUCUCGUUCUACAGAACCUGUUUUAAACACAAAUGAAGAAAUAUUAUGGCAUUAUAAUACCAGUGAAGAAAGAGAAGAGUUUUUAAGGUUAUGGAAUAAUGCAAAUGAAACUCUUCUCCCCCUGAUAGGAUCCUACGGAGAACAAGAAAAUGGAAAAUAUGAUAACACAUCAGGGGAAUUUGCUCAUUGUGAACUUAUUCUAGAAACAGUAAAAAGAUCACUUAAACAAUGUGUCAGUCUUCAGAUUUUACCAAAAAGAUGCAAGAAAUUGCUUUUUUUGAAGAUGAAGUGCACAAAAGAAAGUCUUUUCUACAGAAAAAUGGACGGAAGUUGCAACAAUUUACAAAACUUUGACUGGGGAAUGACUGGUGUUAAUUUUAACAGAUGGUUGAAGGCAACUUACACAGACGAUGUUUCUAUUCCUCGUCAAUCAGUUUAUGGAGGUGAGCUUCCACCUGUUAGGUACUUGUCGAAUCUGUUGUUUUCACACAAGACUACUGCAGACUCAAAUAUGACUAUGUUCUUUGCCCAUUUCGGUCUUUUUCUUGAUCACGAUAUUGUACAAGUUGGACAAACGAAAGGUAAUUAUUCCAGCUGCUGUGAAAAAGAUCGAAAAUAUCGCCAUCCAUCCUGUAUGAGAAUUAAUAUUGCAGAGGAUGAUCCUCUUUAUGGUCCUCUUAACGUAACCUGCAAAGGAUUCUUAAGGAGUCCGCCUUUUACCGGAAGAUGCCCAGGACGAAGAGAACAACAAAAUCGUAUGACAUCAUACAUCGAUGCAUCCGACAUGUACGGCGCGUCACACGAAGAAGGAAAAAGGCUGAGAACCCGCAAGAAAGGUUUAAUGCGCCAUUCCAUUGUUCACGAUACUACACUUUUACCUGAAUCAAAAGAUUCUGGAAAUGCUUGUUACGCCAAACAUGCUAAUUACAGCUGUUUUCUUUCUGGUGAUAUCCGUGUUAACUUGCUGAUGCCACUGAUGACAGUACAUACGAUGUGGCUGCGGGAGCACAAUCGUCUUGCAUCCGAGCUGAGUCAGAUCAAUCCGCAGUGGGAUGACGAAACCUUGUACCAAGAGAGCAGAAAAAUAACCAUAGCUGAAUAUCAACAUAUCACCUAUAAAGAAUUUCUACCGAUUAUAUUUGGUUCUCAACGAAUGAAAGAACUUGGUCUUCUUAUUGAAGAAGAUAAAACUUAUAAUGGAUAUGACGAAAACACAGAUGCUGGAAUACACAACGCUUUCGCUUCUGCAGCUUUCAGAUUCGGCCACACCUUAGUACAGAGUAAUGUGCAGCUAAGGGAUGAAAAUUAUGAUAUAAAGUCUGAGAUACCUUUGCAUGAUACAUAUAUGAAUCCUAGCGUCCUCUACAAUCGAGGGUUUGAUGAUGUUGUUCGUGGAAUGGUCGCACAGAAAGCACUGGAACCUGGUCAUUUUACUUCAGAAGAGAUACGAGGUCGAUUACUUCAGCGUUAUUUUAUGACUAAUGGCUACGAUUUGACUGCUAUGUCCAUUCUCAGAGGCAGAGAUCAUGGAAUUCCAUCCUAUUUGAAUUGGAGAGGAUUUUGUAAACUUCCAGUACCAAAUUCGUGGGAAGACAUGAAGAACUUUAUGGAAAAUGAUUAUGUUGAAACUUUACAAGAGGCUUACAGGUCCAUUGAAGACAUCGAUCUGAUACCUGGGGCAAUAGGAGAGAAGCAUUUAGAGGGCGCAUUGCUUGGACCUACAUAUAUCUGCCUUCUGGGUAAACAGUUUUCGAACUUGAGAAAAGGCGAUCGCUUUUGGUUUGAAAAUCUGAAUCACCCUGGAGCAUUUACUAAAGACCAACUGAAAGAAAUUUAUAAGAUCAGCCAUGCACGAAUUAUUUGUGACAAUUCUGAUGAUAUACACAAGGUUACGAUGAACCCAUUCUUCACACCUUCGGAUGAAAAUCCUCUUCUAGAUUGUGAUGAAAUCCCUAAGAUUGACUUGAAUCAUUGGAAGGAGAUGUAAAUCUUGAAAGUGCAAGAUGAAAAUCUUCAGCUCAAACAAAAAAAUCACUAGUGUCUGUCUUCAUUUCAUUUCAUGGUUCACAAGUUGUUAAUGUUCUGGAACAACUCAUAAUUGGACUUCAAUCGCAAAAACGCCGAAGUACAAAUUCUAUUUGGAGAGAACCGAAUUCGUCAAAAGAAUCUGUAGUGGUCUUCAACUUUGGACUUCGAAUUAUGUUUGUGCAAUGAUGCUUUUCUGAAAGCAAACUGUAUAAUGUUAUGUCUGGGAUAUGCUUAUUUACUCUGUCUUAAAACUGCAGUUUUUUUGUUUUUUUUUUGGUAAACAACUGUGAUUUUGUUAAUUGUCGGUAAAAUAAGUCUCUUAUGUUAUUGAGUUUCUUAUAAUUAGCAAACAUUUAAUUUCUUAUACUGUCCAAUAAACUACAUAAAUGUCGAUGUAAGUUACCAUUCCUAUAAAAUUAUAUAAAUAUGAAACACUUAAUUUCUUAAACAUAAAUCACACAGUUAACUUAUUAGUGCAUGGAUCGAAAUGUUGCGUCAUAUCAUAAUGCAUGUGUUCAUAAAAAUAAAAAUAAUAAUAUAGUUCUUGUGGAGUUUAUGAUCUGUUGGGAUAAAAAAUUAAGAAGGAAUUUUAACUUUAUUUUUAAUAAAUGGGUGUUUGCACCUUACUUGAAUUUAUUUUACCUCUCUUUGGAGUUAUUUAAUGUAUGUGAAUAUUUAUUUCUUGUAGUUUUACUUUUCUGCAAAUUUUAGUGCAGUUUCAAAGAAAUGUCAGAAACAAUAAAAUUUUUAAUAUUUAUUCGGAAUUGAUUGACCUGACAUGAUGUUUCUGAAUACAUUUUUAAAAAUAAAUUUCUAAAAAUAAAUGGUUUUUUGCUUCAUUU